Molecule: messenger RNA, 2150 nt
Organism: Leptopilina boulardi
Lineage: Eukaryota; Metazoa; Arthropoda; Insecta; Hymenoptera; Figitidae
Gene: Naa60
Product: N-alpha-acetyltransferase 60
Exons: 2
Coding region: 213-1067 (284 amino acids)
Biological process (GO): N-terminal peptidyl-methionine acetylation
Cellular component (GO): Golgi membrane
Molecular function (GO): protein-N-terminal amino-acid acetyltransferase activity; histone acetyltransferase activity
Source: RefSeq, a predicted model, not a curated record
GAACAAAAAAAGAAUGAAAACAAGAUGUCUGAAACUGAUAGUCAGUGGAAAAUUGGAAAUUGUGUGAAAAUUUGAAAAACAUAUAAAAAAAAAAAAGAAAAUGAAAGAAAUUUCAGAUAAGUGACAAAUAAUAAUUAAUUGUAUAUAUAAAUAAUUAUAUUCAACAACAAUUAUGAAAAUAACGAUUAACAUGCAAAAAGAGUUUUGGCGGAAUGGUCCUCUCUUUUAAUAAAUAUAUUCCCAGUUUACCGGGUAAAAAAUAUCCAUACGAUUGUAUUUGUGAACCCGAGCAUGUUUGUACAGAUGAUGAGAUUUUUUUAAAAAAUAAUGAACACAGUGCUUCCGAAAUUCCUUCAACAACAACAACAACAACACCAUUACCACCAGUCACAGUUCCUCUCUGUGUCCUUGGAGAUGUACAAUUACGUUUUCUCUGUCCAGAUGAUCUCGAGGAAGUACGCACACUUUGUCAGGAAUGGUUUCCAAUAGAUUAUCCGUACACAUGGUAUAAGGAUAUAACGAGCUCAUCAAGAUUCUAUGCACUCGCUGCUGUUUACAGAGGCGUUAUAAUUGGUUUAAUAGUCGCUGAAAUAAAGCCCUAUAUUAAACUAAAUAAAGAAGAUCGUGGUAUACUUUGUUCUAGUUUAGGAAAAGAUUCUCUAGUUGGAUAUAUAUUGAGUUUAGGUGUAAGAAGAGCCUAUCGACGUAAUGGAAUUGCUUCCCUUCUUUUAGAACAAUUAUUAGCACAUGUAACAGCACCUGAACGUUCAUCAGUAAAGGCUGUAUUUCUUCAUGUUCUUUCCAGUAAUUCACCGGCAAUUCAAUUUUAUCAACGAUGUCAUUUUCGACUUCAUAGCUUUCUUCCAUAUUAUUAUUUAAUACAUGGAAUUUGUCGCGAUGGAUUUAUGUAUGUAUUAUACGUAAAUGGUGGACAUGCACCAUGGGGUUUAUGGGAUUGGAUGUGUCAUGUGGCAGGAACAAUGGCAAGUUUAGGUGCAUGUCGUGUACCACGAUGGAUAUGGCAACGUCUUCUUUGGGCUUCAACGCUUCUUUCCUAUCAUAGAUGAGAUAAUAUUAUUAUAAUCGAUAAUAGAAUUCUUUUUUUUUCCCUCGCGUUCAAUUACCAAAGUAUUUGUUCUUUAUUGAACUUGACAGCAAAAAAAAAAAAAAAAAAAAAACUCUUUUUUGCAUUUAAAUUAUUUGUAUAAUUUUUUUGCGUGAUCUGAAUAAUGAUAUUAUAAAUAUCAAAAAAAAAAAAAAUGCGUCUCUAACAAAAAAUGAUACACAAACUAAAAUUUAAUGUGUCUAAAGCACGAUUCAAUUUUUUUUUUCUUAUAACCAUUUUAAUUACCAAGAGAGAUAAAAGUCAUAUAUAUAUAUAUAAAUAUAAAUAUAUUUACGCGCACAUACAGGGUUAUCUUAAAUUAUUAUCUUUGAAUCUUAUAGAUGCGUUAUAGAAAAUUAAGAGUUUAACAAUUUUUAAAAUAUACGAGAAAAAUAUAUAAUUAAGAUUGUAAAUUAAUAGAAAUAAUAAUAGGGCUUUUAAUAUAAUUUCCAUGGAUACUAAUACAAAAAAAAUAUGUACAAAUACAGUAUUAAAAUUUAAUAUAUAAAAAAUAUAAUAUAUAUAUAUUACUAAUCGAUUAGUUAAAAAAGUUAUUUAUUGAAGAAAAUGUAAUUUAAAUUUAAAAAAAAAAAAAAUGAAGUACAUCUUCAUUAUAACAAGCAGUUAUAUUAGGAUUUAAUUAUGAAAUGGCUAUGCGGAAAAAUACAUUGUGUAUUUUGCAUUGAAAGUAGUAAAAAAAUAUUAAUUGUUAAUAAUUAAUAAUAAGAAAGCAUUUAAUAAUAGAUUUUAGUAAAGAAAUCCGAUUUUUGAUAGGAAAAUUAUAAAAGUUAAAAAAAAAAUAAUAAUUAAAUUUACAAAAAAAAAAUUUUUUUAAUUAAUUUUAUUUUAAUGACAAUAUAGAAAAAAAUUUAAGAUCACCCUGUAAUUGAAUUUGUUUACAAUAAAUUGAAAUGUUGAUACAUUAUAUAGCAAACUUUAUCUUUGAAUUCUUAUAUAUUCUUUAUCGACAAGUUAUAAGUACUUUAUAUAUAUACAUCAUGUAACUUCUGUUUUUUAACUUAAAAAAAAUGGCUUUUUUUACUUU